Molecule: messenger RNA, 1553 nt
Organism: Gracilinanus agilis (Agile Gracile Mouse Opossum)
Lineage: Eukaryota; Metazoa; Chordata; Mammalia; Didelphimorphia; Didelphidae
Gene: HNF4A
Product: hepatocyte nuclear factor 4 alpha
Exons: 4
Coding region: 156-686 (176 amino acids)
Biological process (GO): positive regulation of transcription by RNA polymerase II; cell differentiation; anatomical structure development
Molecular function (GO): RNA polymerase II cis-regulatory region sequence-specific DNA binding; nuclear receptor activity; zinc ion binding
Source: RefSeq, a predicted model, not a curated record
UUGAAAUCUAGGAGGACAGAUAGAGGGAUCGGGGCAGAGGCCGAGGGGACCGGGAGAUAGGCUGGGAGGCCAAGGCAGCCCAGUGGGAAGCGGGGCUGUUUCCGGUCAGGCGGCCUAACAAGAGGAAACUGGCCACCCUGGACAGGCAGGAGAGAAUGCGUCUCUCCAAAGCCCUUGUCGACAUGGAGAUGGCCGAUUACAGUGCUGCCCUGGACCCAGCCUACACCACCCUGGAAUUUGAGAAUGUGCAGGUGUUGACCAUGGGCAAUGAUGCAUCGCCAUCUGAAGGUGUCAACCUCAAUGCCCCCAACAGUCUCGGUGUCAGUCCUCUGUGUGCCAUCUGUGGGGACCGUGCCACAGGCAAGCAUUAUGGGGCCUCCAGCUGCGAUGGUUGCAAGGGCUUCUUCCGCAGGAGUGUGAGGAAGAACCACAUGUACUCAUGCAGGUUUAGCCGACAAUGUGUGGUAGACAAGGACAAGAGGAAUCAGUGCCGUUACUGCAGGCUGAAGAAAUGCUUCCGGGCAGGAAUGAAGAAGGAAGCGGUACAGAAUGAACGGGACCGGAUCAGUACACGGAGAUCAAGCUAUGAAGACAGCAGUCUUCCAUCCAUCAAUGCCCUUCUGCAGGCUGAAGUACUCUCCCAGCAGGUACCAGGCCAACCUUACCAGGAUAGCAGUGGGUCAUAGGGGUGGAAGAGCAGCAAACAAGAGGCAUGGAGUUUUACCAGAAUGCUGCAAGGAUCAAGGGGAAAUGCACUUCAAAUCUUUCAAGAGAGCUAUAGAACACUAGAACUUUAUGUAUUCUAUUUCUUCUUUUGUUCAUUUGGGCAGUUUAUAUUUUUGUAAAUAUUUGUCCAUUUCACUUAGACUGUCAGAUUUAGUGACAUAGUCUGGGCAAAAUAACUCCUAAUCAUUGCUCUAAUUUCUUCUUCAGUGAUUGUGGUUUCACCUUUUUCAUUUUUGAUAUGGGUAAUUUGGUUUCCUUCUUUCAUUUUUAAAGUCACAUAAACCAGUGGUUUAUCUAUUUUAUUUAUUUUUUCAUUAAACCAGCUCCUUGUCUUAUCCAUUAGUUCAAUGAUCUUCUUACUUUCAAUUUUAUUUCUCUCUCCUUGACCUUAGAACUUUACAACAGAAAACAUCAAAUGUUAGUGCUAAGAGGAAUCUUAGAGCAAAGAAUAUUAGUAAUGGAAAGGAUCUCAAAACAAAGGAUGCAAGAGCAGUAAGAGACCCUCUCAUUAAGUCCACCUUUCUCUUUAAAAAAAAAAUUAGAGCCAAAGAGAAGGAGCAAUUUAGCCAGGAUCACACAUAAAGUUCUUGCAGAACUGAAACGGCUAGGGGACUGGUUAGGUCCCCUAAAUCUUACAGAAUUUUCUGAUUCCAAAUAGCCAGAAACAUAUCAGGAAACCACAGCUCUUAAAUACUAGCAGGGAAUAAAUUGAUUUCCACUAUCCUCUCUCCCCAACCCUCAUCGAGGUUGGCCUUUUCCUUCUUUGAAAAAUGAAAAGUUUUGGGAGUAACUGGGUAGCACAGUAGAUAGAGUGCUGGACCUAACUA